Daphnia pulex (common water flea) is the source of this 2165-nucleotide messenger RNA. RefSeq names its product protein spinster-like. The record is from RefSeq and is a predicted model, not a curated record. Gene Ontology annotation, biological process: transmembrane transport. Gene Ontology annotation, cellular component: membrane. Gene Ontology annotation, molecular function: transmembrane transporter activity. Bases 393 to 1892 code for a protein of 499 amino acids. NCBI's taxonomy places the organism in Eukaryota, Metazoa, Arthropoda, Branchiopoda, Diplostraca, Daphniidae. The transcript has 10 exons.
AUAAGCAUUCGACGUUGAUAUUAUCUCAUUCGCAUUGAGAUAGGAAAAUCCAUCUUCUUAAUGUCUGACGGAGCAUCAUAUCUCUCAGGGUUAGUAGACGAAACUAUCCCCUUUUUAUUUAAUCUCUGACGACAACAAACAAACAGAACAUGGUGCGUUCAAUGCGCAUUGGUUGUUGUACAUUGAUUGACGGCUGGGUUUAAUUUGUUAACUAUCGAUAUCUAUGCCUAUCAGCCGAAGGGCGUACCGCAAACAAGUCUCCGAGGACAUUCGGUUUUUGUGCUGGGACAUUCAGCUCCACCGGGCUACUGCCAUAGUUUCGGGCCGUCGCUCUCCACACUGUUCUGCUUUUUGGUUAGCGAUCGGCUCUGGCAAAGAAACGAGUUUUCAAGAUGAAGACGGAAGAAGCGGAUCAGACUCCACCUCACGACAGUGGCGAUCAUUUGAAAAUUUCUGUGGCCGAAAAAACUAAUCCUCCGAUCCUUUCAACUUUCACUGCCGAGUCCGAUUCAGGUGCAAUCAAGCAAGAUGCGGCGGCCGAAGAACCAGCCAGUCAGAUGACUCGAGGGAAAAUGAUCAACACUCUCAUCAUCUGUCUUCUCCAACUUUUGAAUUUUAUGGAUCGAUAUGCCUUACCCGGAAUAUUACCCGUCAUUAUCGACGAAUUGGAUCUGAGCAACUUACAAGGCGGUUUGCUUCAAUCGGCCUUUAUCGUCAGCUACGUCGUGGUGGCUCCGCUUGUCGGCUACUUGGGCGAUCGUUUUUCUAGAAAAAUUAUCCUGAUUGUGGGACUCACUGUUUGGAGUUUGGUGUCGCUGGCCGGUUCUUACAUGACCACUUAUUCAUCUUUAUUGGCUCUGCGCUGCCUGGGAGGGAUUGGCGAAGCGACUUAUUCGGCCAUUGGGCCGGCAAUGAUCGCUGACAUGUUUGUCGGUGACACGCGCUCUAACAUGCUAGCCAUGUUUUACUUUAUGAUGCUCGUUGGCGGAGGAUUAGGUUACAUCACCGGAUCGGGAGUAGCAGCCGCCACUGGAUCGUGGAACUGGGGGCUCCGGGUCACUCCGAUUCUCUCGUUGAUUUCCGUCUUUCUCAUCAUCGUCUUCUUGAAAGAACCGGCCCGAGGUGAGAGCGAAGGCUCUCGUCUAGUCAGCACCUCAUGGAAGAAAGACAUCAUUUAUCUUUUACACAACCGGAGUUUUAUGUUUUCGACGACCGCCUCUGUCGCCUUGGUGUUCGUCAUUGGGGCCGUCGGCGUUUGGGGCCCGCAGUUCGUCGUUCUCAGUCGCAAAGUCGUUUUGGACGAGACCCACACUUUUGAAGAAAUUUCUUUAGUGUACGGAGUUAUUAGCAUCGUUUCCGGUAUAACAGCUGUUAUAGUCGGAGCAAUCAUGGGCAUGAAACUUCGUUCUAAAUACCCUUCAGCUGACGCUCUCAUCUGCGGCAUCGGUAUGUUACUAUCGGCUCCGUUUUUCUACGGAUUCCUAGUUGCCGGAACCGGACCUCUCUACUGGAUCUACAUCCUCUCAUUUAUCGCCCUUUGGUUCAUCAAUUUGAAUUGGGCGCUCGUUGGAGAUAUUCUUCUGUACGUGGUUGUGCCCACAAGACGGGCGACAGCGGAAACGUUCCAAAUCAUGUCCGUUCACGUUUUCGGUGAUGCCAGCAGUCCGUUCAUCAUUGGAUUGAUUUCCGACGCAUUCGAGCCGCUCAUCAAUUCGGAUUCGGAAGACUACCGCAAAUACACGUCACUCCAGUACGCCUUGCUCAUCAAUCCGUUCAUCCAGAUAUUGAGCGCCGCCCUCUUUAUGGCCGGAUCCUUUUACCUUCUCAGCGACCGAGACAAAGCCAAACGUGCAGUUGCGGAUGGAAUUGCACGCGAAAAUGCCUCAAAUUAAAAUUCCACCCAAACGACUUGUUUGUUGUUUGCCAGUUUUUUUAAGCUCAUCACUGUGACUGACGUAAAGAGUAUUAUAUAUACAUUUUACCCUUAAUGUGUUAGUGUCACUUUGCGAUACGUUUAUCAGUGAUCCAACCACGCCUCUCUAAUCCCAUCAACCGAUCUAAAAAAAAGGAGGACGUUAUGGUCCGUUUGUUUGUCUGUCUGAGCCAGUGAUCUAUGUCCUUACAUGUUAUUGUCCAAAUCGAAUAAAAAGAAAACGAGGUUUUUA